Molecule: messenger RNA, 3350 nt
Organism: Phanerochaete carnosa HHB-10118-sp
Lineage: Eukaryota; Fungi; Basidiomycota; Agaricomycetes; Polyporales; Phanerochaetaceae
Exons: 12
Coding region: 61-3198 (1045 amino acids)
Biological process (GO): positive regulation of GTPase activity; Ras protein signal transduction
Cellular component (GO): plasma membrane
Molecular function (GO): guanyl-nucleotide exchange factor activity
Source: RefSeq, a predicted model, not a curated record
CGCGCCUCGCUAUCGCCUCUGAACCCCUCUUCCGUCUCGCUAAUCUCGCAGGAUACCUUCAUGACCGCUGAUUCGUCCCUCUCGUCCGAAUUAAAUAUGACGCCAAUGACCAAUGGCCCGGAGCUUCUCUCCACAUCUUCUCCUUUACCUCUCGCUCCUCCGUCCAGCUUGCGAAAAUCCAUCUCCGUCGACUCCUUCGUUAAUUACAAGCCGCCCUUGGAUCCCACCACUUGUUCAACUCGCGGAAAUAUGAUGAGCACGACGGCGAAGCCGCGGUCGAACGAGACCUACGGGCAAGGACUCUCUGGGAACCAUGAUCCCGCACCGCGAGCUUCCAGCGGAAGCUCCAUGUCUCGGCGUGAGCCAGAUAAUUUUCAGCGAUGGGCAGGUCCUUCUCGCAGCAGGGGUACCAGCAUUAGUACCAACACCGGCGACGAGUACGAGAGCUCAUUACUGGACGACUCCGACGUAGAACGCUCGGAAGACAUGAUCAACGUGAUGCGGAAAGGGAAAGCACCGUGGCGAAGGCAUCCACAGGCUGAAGAGCUAUCUCUACCCUCGCGUCUCACCACCGUCAGCUCGUCUCCCACCGUGGGCAAGGCUCCGCCGCCAAUCGUUCCGGAGAGAACAAGCAGCUUAGGGCAGCACAGACUGACGAAGCAGAGGUCACUGAUUUCCGUGAACACUCAAAUACCACCUUCUCCUCACCAAUCGGACGUGACGCUGGUUGUGGUGGGCGCUGCAGAGGCUGGCAAGUCAACCAUCAUUAGGAAGGGUCUUAAGUCAUAUGGUUUGUCGGAGGCCAACUCGUCGACGUCUCCGCCAGGGGCGGAGGGGGGGCGCUUUCGCUACAUCUACCGCGUCGGACGCAUUAGCUACAACCAGGCUACCGAUCGUUUGCUACGAGUGCUUGAAGUUGAUAUCCCUCCCGACAUCGCUGGGGACGGUCAGCGUGGUAUCCUACCAGAAGGCGCCCCAGCGAUUGAUGGCCUGGUGGUUUGUUACGAUGCCUCACAAGAGUCUACAUUCACCAAUGUAGUGGAAGUGCUCCAAUCUAUGGCGAGCUUGAAGUUACCGACUAUUGUAUUUGCUUGCAAGUCUGAUCUUGAGCGGCACGUAGACCCCAAGCGGGUCUCCGCCAUUCUGGAGCAAUAUGAUGUCGGUCUGAUAGAGGUUACGACGACAAACACUUUUGGCAAAGACAAGAUAAGGACCGCCUUCGAGUGGAUCUUCAAGGCAGUUUUCGCCCAAAAACUUAAUGGCGCUCGAGAAGGAUACCGUAAUCCAGCCUCGCCGGCCAUCUUGACGACUCCCGCCCCAUGGGACAUCUCUAGGACUUCGUCCGCCACUCCGACGGGUUCAUCUUCUACCACCACUCAUUCACCCCUACUUCCGCCUCCAAGGAUACGAUCACCACGAUUACCGCCCCAGCUUGACGAUCCCCUUCGCACGCCCCGCACGCCAAUAUCGCCUAUUCGCACGCGUUCUAUGAGCGACCUGCUGUCCGAAAGGGGGCAGGACUGGGACGGCAAUAUCUCAUCUGCCGCUAUGGGCGAUAGAAAUAGGGAGUCACCUCGGUCUGUUCUACCUGGUGAAGGGACAGACAACUACGAGGAAGUGCAAAAGCAACCUUCUCAAAGCAUCGCGUCACGAGAGUCGCGACCUCCGAGCUGGAUGACUUUAGACGAACUUCUGGAUAAGCUUCUUUUUGUCGCAGUUAGUGACGACGACCCUACAUUCAUCUCCCAUUUCCUUUUGACCUAUCGCCGCUUUGCCGCCCCUCGUAGUGUUUUACUGGCCAUGCAAAAGCGUAUGCGAGCGUUGGAGGGGCAGACAUCUGACCCUAUGUUCGCAUGCUACGCUCAGAUGAAGAUUUGCGCAUUGCUUGACCAUUGGAUCCAGCUGUACCCGAAUGACUUCGCUGUUCCCAAUACAGCGAGUGCUCUUUCAGCUCUGAUCAAGUCUGUUAUGGGCAAAACUUACCUCCUACACUACGGUUCUGAGUUCAUCCCCUUUAUGGAGACGCUGUCGACGCUGAAAGACUCAGAAGUGGCCUGGGCGAUGAAGGUUGACGGACCCAAGGAUGAGAGCGACGACUCCAAUAGUCUCAAAGAGACUGCGAGACCCGGCGCAAGCUCACAUUCAUUGGUUCCGCCAUCCAAGAGCAUAGCGCCGGUGGUGACUCAGAAGUCUCUCGCUCGAGAGCGGAAACACAGUUUACCGCUGUCAGCGCGGAUACUCGUUAUGGAGACGUCGCCCACUCAAAUUGGGCUGUCAGAUUCAAUAGAGCAUCCGCCGUCGAAGAAACUGAAGAUUCUCGUAAACUUGUCAAAUCAGUUUAUGAACACGGAUCCGACUUCCUUGGCGCAAGAGAUCAGCAGACUAGAGUCAACCUUCUUCCUCCAGAUUGAGUCGCGGCACUGGCUUCGUCGGGUUAUGGACCCGAGUGUUAAGGAUGCAGAGACGGAUCCCAUAACACAAUACAACAACGUCUCAAACCACAUAGCUGAAUGGGUCGCUUCGUUAAUUCUUUGCCACGACAAACCGAAAAUGCGUGCCCGUGUCCUCUUUCAGCUGGUGGAGCUGGCCAGCCGCCUCCGCAAUAUGAAUAACUACUCUGGUUUGCGAUCCAUCGUUGCGGGCAUCAAUCACGCUGCGCUGGAUUACAACGAGACGAAGAGGAUCUUUAAACGCAAAGAGAAUCGACAAUACAAGCUCCUGCAGUCGUUCGACCAGCUCUUGCAAGCUAUGCGGGCGCACAGCAAGUACCGGCUAGCUCUACGAAACAGCAAGGGUGCAUGUAUUCCGGCAACCGAGAUUCACUUGUCGGACCUUCUGCGUGCGCACGAAGCCAAUGCUGACUUCUUCGAUGACGAUCCGACCCACAUACAUUGGGCAAAGUUCAAUAUGAUUGGUCGCUUUAUUGAUGCCAUCGCCCAAUGUCAAGCAAGCUGUCUGGAGACGAGAACGUACGAAAAGUUCCCCGAGGAUAUCAAGGCUCGAGAGCUUCUCCUAUUCAACAAGGAAAACUUAUUGAUGGACCAAGAGAUGAAGGAAGAACGGCUCAGGUUGGAUCAAUCGGAGGACGCUGGACAGGAGGACGAUUAUCUCGAUGAUCCAAACACCACUCGGAUGGCGCGAGAGUCUCCUACACAUACCCGGGAAGGAUUAUUCAAGAAGAAGAUACCAUUCUGGUGAUGAUUGAAUCAUUGCGUCGCACAUAUCUUGCUACCCUUCAAGCUUGCUUUUGGGACUCACUCCGCACACUAUUCUCCUUGCUUUCGCUGGUUUGCCUCGCACAUAUUCAUUGUAUUGCUUUUUCUAUCGCACUAGCUUGGAGUGUCUCGCAC